UGGUCAUUUACCCUUGGGUUGGAUUAAGAGUAAGACGACAAAAUCUAUUCAUACUUUACUCAGCUUGAAAAGUGUUUGGAAACAUUUUACAACAAAAAUGUCUUUCCUGACCUCAGAUAGCGACAGUAAAAACUACAUGGAGCCUGAACCAUUUCAUGUAAAAAAGCUUGACAUACUCUGCAGCAAGUCUGUACGCUACCUUGUACUAGACUUUAAUGGCGAAGGAUGUUUUGGAAAAGUUGCCAAAUGUCUUAACUUAAAAACAUCUGAGAUGACGGCCAUCAAGAUCCUCAGAAAGGAAGAAAAUCACAUGACCCAGCAUGAAGUGGAAAUGCUGACAAAGAUCAGGUCUCUUGACCCAAAGAAGAAGAACUUGGUGAGAUUCAUCGACAAUUUCAUGUUUCAAGACGCAUCCUGCCUCGCCUUCGAGAUGUUGGACAAGAGCCUUUGGGACUUACUGGACGAGACCCUGACGCCACUAUCUCUUCAUGAAAUCCGACGGAUCGCACAACAGCUGCUUGUAGCCUUUGAAGCCUUGAAGAGUAUCGGCAUUAUCCACGCAGACCUGAAACCUGACAACGUAAUGCUUGUCAACCACCACAAGGAACCUUUCAGGGUUAAAUUAAUAGACUUUGGUUUGGCCCUUCCAUUGUCCGAAGUAAAGGUUGGAAUGUCAGUCCAACCUUAUGCCUACAGAGCCCCAGAGGUGACACUGGGCCUCCCCAUAUCUGAAGCUAUUGACAUGUGGGGACUGGGAUGUGUCAUGGGAUUCCUUUAUUUUGCCGUUAACCUCUUUACUGACGAAUCAACCUACCACAUGAUGAAAGCUGUUUGCCAACUGCUGGGUCAGCCAAAAGACCACGUCCUGAGUGCUGGGAAGAACACCUGGCAGUAUUUCAGUAAGGAACAGGGCUCGCCCAAUCCCAGAUGGAGACUAAAAACACCAAGGGAGUACAUACAGGCAACUGGUGUCCAGCCCCCAAAUCAAGUGUGGAUUUUCAAUCAUGGUAAACAUUUGGAUGCAUCAGUAGAGUGCUUUACAGAACUAGAUGACUAUACUGAGUAUGAAGACCGGAUGGCAUUUUUAGAUUUACUAAAACGGUUGCUUGAUACGGAUGCUCAGACAAGAAUCACCCCUGAACUAGCCCAAACACAUUGUUAUCUUACAAUGGUUCACCUGCACCAUGAGGACAUGGACACCAACUCUUAUGCAGAAGACGCCUUGAAGUUGAUGACCGUCCCCCCACUGGAUGAUUCCGAGGAAUUGCAUAAUUCUCCCAACGACACAGAAUCCGAAGUAGAGUCAACUGUCUCAAGCGAUGGAGUCACCAGCCCUUAUAGCUCCUGGCAUGAAGAUGCAGACCCUGCUGAACACCACUACAUUCAUCAAUAUGCAGAUUUAAGAGCUCAUCCACAAAGAGAGAAACUUUGGAAUUCAAGUGCUGAAAAUUCUUACAGUGACAGUUCCAGUUACAAAGAACAGGAUCCACAAAAAUACUCUAUGGAGCCAGACACCUCUUAUCUUUCUGAAGGAGAGUACAUUCUAAUUUCUGGUGAUGCCAACCUAUCUGACGGAGAGUACAUUCCAGUUACCGAUGAUGAAGAUGGUUCUGAUAAUGAGACAGUGGCCGUAAAUAUUAAACACAACACUGGAACCACUUCAACACAUAUUGAUGGACCUCCACCCCAGACUGACAUCAAGACAGAGUCACACACUGCAGUAAAGACAGAUCCACUCACAGAAAGUUCCAGUGAUGGAUAUUUACACACUGACAUCUCCAGUGAUGAAGAUGCCAAUGUUGAUCAAGACUGGGACGAAACUUUCUUCAUUCCUAAGAGGUUCAACAGAUCUGCGGUCACGUGAGACCUGGAAUCAAACAAUGCUGUAGCUCUGCUGAUGUGUCUUAUCAAUUCCAUUCAGACAUUAUGAUUUAUGAUUGUGAUUGGAAUUGAUAACAGACACAUCAGCAGAGCUGUGUGGGUUUCCCCCGGGUGCUCCGGUUUCCUCCCACAAACAGAUCAGCUAUGUGAUACACUGAUCUUUUAAAUUAAAAUGUACAAAUGAUAUAUAUUAUAAUUUUUUUUUUUAAGAAAAUAAGAAUGCUUAUUAUACACUCUUAUACUAUGAUUUAAGUGA
Molecule: messenger RNA, 2137 nt
Organism: Etheostoma cragini (Arkansas darter)
Lineage: Eukaryota; Metazoa; Chordata; Actinopteri; Perciformes; Percidae
Product: homeodomain-interacting protein kinase 2-like
Exons: 1
Coding region: 98-1864 (588 amino acids)
Biological process (GO): peptidyl-serine phosphorylation; positive regulation of transcription by RNA polymerase II; intrinsic apoptotic signaling pathway in response to DNA damage by p53 class mediator
Cellular component (GO): nucleus; PML body; cytoplasm
Molecular function (GO): ATP binding; SMAD binding; protein tyrosine kinase activity
Source: RefSeq, a predicted model, not a curated record